AUGUGGGGGUUCAGGCUCCCGCGGUCACCGCCGCUGCUGUUCCUGCUACCGCAGCUCGUAGCUGGAAGCGCCACUUCCAGCUCUCAGGCCGGAACCAUGAACCUGGGUGGUGGCAGCAGCGGCGCGCGAUGCUCCUUCUCGGCCGAGGGGCGCCGCCAGCAGUGCCUGCAACUGUCCACGGUGCCAGGAGCCGACCCGCAGCGCUGCAACGAGUUGCUCCUGCUGGCGGCGGCGGCGGGGGAGGGACAGGAGCUGCAGGAUCUCCCCGGGGACUGGACGAAGGAGACGCCUCAACCGCCGCCUCAACAUCACGUCCUCUAUUUCCCGGGGGAUGUGCAGAAUUAUCAUGAAAUUAUGACUCGUCAUCCUGAGAAUUACCAGUGGGAAAACUGGAGUCUAGAAAAUGUUGCCACCAUUCUAGCCCACCGGUUCCCAAGUAGUUAUAUUUGGGUGAUAAAGUGUUCCCGGAUGCAUUUGCACAAAUUCAGCUGCUAUGACAAUUUUGUGAAAAGCAACAUGUUUGGUGCCCCAGAACAUAAUGCUGACUUUGGAGCUUUUAAGCACCUUUAUAUGUUAUUAGUUAAUGCUUUUAAUUUAACGCAGAACAGUCUGCUAUCAAAGAAGAGUGUAAAUGUUUUGAAUAAGGAUUCCAAAGCAUCUAAUUGUAGAUCCAAUUCUUCUCAUACUACCAAUGCUUGCCAGGGAGAAAAGGAGAGGACCUGUGAAAAAUUUGAUGAGUCUGCCAUGAGUUUUUACCCACCAUCACUAAAUGGUGCAUCUUUUACUUUGAUUGGAUUUAGUAAAGGUUGUGUUGUUUUGAAUCAGUUACUUUUUGAAUUGAAAGAAGCCAAGAAAGACAAGAACAUAGAUGCCUUUAUCAAAAGCAUCAGAACAAUGUACUGGCUGGAUGGUGGUCAUUCUGGAGGAAGCAAUACUUGGGUUACUCAUCCAGAAGUCUUGAAAGAAUUUGCCCAAACAGAGAUUAUUGUUCACACCCAUGUAACACCUUACCAAGUACAUGAUCCAAUGAGAUCUUGGAUUGGAAAGGAGCACAAGAAAUUUGUUCAGAUACUUGGGGAGUUUGGUAUGCAGGUAACUAGCCAAAUUCAUUUUGCAAAGGAAGCUCCUUCCAUAGAGAAUCACUUCAGAGUUCAUGAAGUAUUUUGA
Orycteropus afer afer is the source of this 1167-nucleotide messenger RNA. It is a transcript of the gene CUNH2orf69, whose product is annotated as chromosome unknown C2orf69 homolog. Gene Ontology annotation, cellular component: mitochondrion. The record is from RefSeq and is a predicted model, not a curated record. The coding region runs from base 1 to 1167 and encodes 388 amino acids. The transcript is spliced from 2 exons. Lineage: Eukaryota; Metazoa; Chordata; Mammalia; Tubulidentata; Orycteropodidae.